CCUAAGUCCCGUCAGAAUCACGCCAGCGGCUGACACGGAUUCUGCCGACCCUGAGCUGGUGUGUCUGCCGGGCCAGGUCUGUGAAGAUGUUGAGCCGUUGUGUGCGCCGGGUCCCUCUGGGACUGAGAAAACACUAAAUACAGAUCUGGCCGAUCCUGAGUCGUCGUCACCUGUGGUAGAUCCGUCCAGUUCUGACCUGGGUUAUGGUGAGUCAUCGUUACUUUAGGUUUAUGUUAUUUCUACCAUCUUUUAUUUUCUAUGGUCUAUUCUCUAUUUUUACUUGUGAUUGUAAUUUUGAUUCACUGGAUGUAACUCAGAAAAUAUACAAUCAUGACUUUUGUCACGCUAUUUUCACCUUCAAUAGCUUAACGUUAGUUAUGUUUUUCUCCAUUUUAGAAAAACCUAAAAAACGGAAGAAGAGGAAGGCAGUCCGUGUGUUCUUCAGCAGAUUCCGUAAGGCUGUAAAGCGCCUCUGCCUUCGCCGUGAUUCGAAAAGAACCCAUUCUACACCCCAGGUGGAUCUAGACUAUUCUGAGAAGAGGUUACCAGAUUGCGCCGUUUCUUUUGAGCCUAAACCAGAGUAUCAGACCAGGUCUGACCAGGUCUGUGCAGCUCUCCAGUCCCCAUCUGUGCAAGCGACCAGUUCAGAUCUAGCCGUUUCUUUUGAGCCUAAACCAGAGUAUCAGACUAGGUCUGACCAGGUCUGUGCAGCUCUCCAGUCCCCAUCUGUGCAAGCGGCCAGUUCCGAUCCAGCCACUCCAAUACGGUCGUCGCAUAUGUCAGAUUCAUCAGAUUUGGAGACCUGGAAUCUGGAAUGUGGUGAGUCAUUGUUAUCUUUCAUGAUUUAUCUAUCCUCUGCUAUUUUCUGCAUUCUAUAUUACAACAGGAUUAUUUAGACUGUAAACACGAUACUACUGAUGUUCUUAAUGAAUGAAUCCAACGUAUAGCAGGUUUUUAGGAUUUUAAAAGGAUCUUAUUCAAUCUGAUCAGACAAUGAAACUCAUGCAUGUCCACGUUCUUUUUCCUAUCUGUUUUUCAGGCUCUAGAGUGUCUUUCUUUUUAGUGGGAGAGCUUCUAGGAUGUGGAAGUUUUGGCAUGGUGUAUGAGGGAACCCACCUAUUUAGUGACAAAAUCAAGGUUGCCAUGAAGCACAUCGAAAAGCACAAAGAUGACCGUUAUCUUGACGUUGCCGGUCGCUCCAAACCUCUGCUUGCAGAAGUGGCAAUGUUACUUAGGCUGGGAAAGUCUCCAUUAUGCCCCAACGUCAUCAAAUUGCAUGAAUGGGUUGAGUAUAAGAGGAGCUUCGUGCUCAUCUUCGAGUACCCGCAACCAUGCCAUACCUUGCAUCAACACAUCAAGAAUUCAUCCGACAUUAAUGAAGAAAAAGCACGCUGGAUAAUCCGUCAGUUAAUCCAAGCUGUUCAACACUGCUAUGACCGUGGAGUCUUCCAUGGCGACAUCCACAGUGGAAACAUCCUGGUGACUGAAACCAGUUUAAAGCUCAAACUAAUUGACUUUGGUUGUGCUUAUCCAAUCAGCAGUGAGGGCAAUCUGAGCAGUGAAUAUCGAGGAGCAGCACUCUGCACCCCACCUGAGGUCAUGCAGCAUGCCACGUUCCACGCUAACCCAGCAUAUGUCUGGGCAGUAGGUCUUGUGCUCUUUGAAAUCCUGCACGGAUAUUUACCCCUCGAGACCAGCGCCAAAAUAUUGCAUGGCUGCGUCCAAAUUAAACCGACUUUAUCCUUAGGAAAAACCUGCAGAAGGGAGGAAGAGGAACGAAGUCUGUGUUCUCUUUUGGAGAGUAUGGAAGGCUGUAAAGAUGUGACCUGA
Messenger RNA from Puntigrus tetrazona (Sumatra barb), 1830 nucleotides. RefSeq names its product serine/threonine-protein kinase pim-3-like. Gene Ontology annotation, cellular component: cytoplasm. Lineage: Eukaryota; Metazoa; Chordata; Actinopteri; Cypriniformes; Cyprinidae. Gene Ontology annotation, molecular function: ATP binding; protein serine/threonine kinase activity. The transcript has 5 exons. Gene Ontology annotation, biological process: regulation of mitotic cell cycle; protein autophosphorylation; negative regulation of apoptotic process. The record is from RefSeq and is a predicted model, not a curated record. Bases 994 to 1830 code for a protein of 278 amino acids.